GGGGGUGUGGUGUCACGUGGUACUUUUAAAUGCCAGGAGUUUUGGAUGGGUAGCACAAAGAGCAUAGAGGCAUCCAGCAAAUCAACAUCACCUGAGGACUGAAGCAAGAAUGGACGCAGGUCUCAGACAGAUGAACGGGGAUCUAGAGAGGAAGGGCUCUCUGACCUCAUCCUACCUGGAAGAACCGUUAAACAAAACAGGAGUGGUGUCCUGCAUCUUCUCUCUGAAGCAGGAAGUUGGCGCUCUUGUAAAAGCUCUAAGACUAUUUGAGGACAAAGGCAUUAACCUGACCCACAUUGAGUCCCGUCCAUCACGCGACAACAAAGAAGAAUAUGAGUUCUUCAUCAGUGUGGAUCAGGCCUCCUCUAAAGCUCUAGAUGAAGUUGUUGAUAGUCUGCGCACCCAGAUAAGUGGCCAAGUUCAUGAACUGUCUCGCAACAAACAGAAAGACACAGUUCCAUGGUUCCCCAAUGACAUCCAGGACUUGGAUCGUUUUGCCAAUCAGAUUCUCAGUUACGGGUCCGAGCUGGAUGCAGACCAUCCUGGCUUUACGGACCCCGUGUACCGCGCCAGAAGGAAGGAAUUUGCUGACAUUGCCUACAACUACAGACAUGGACAGAUUAUUCCUCGUGUUGAAUACACGGCUGAAGAGAAGGCCACAUGGGGAACAGUUUUUCGAGAGCUUAAGACUCUGUACGCGACACAUGCCUGUCGUGAACACAACCGUGUAUUUCCACUGCUGGAGAAGUACUGCGGGUACCGUGAGGACAACAUCCCGCAGCUAGAGGACAUCUCACGCUACCUGCAGACAUGCACAGGUUUUCGUCUGCGUCCUGUGGCCGGUCUCCUCUCCUCACGUGACUUCUUAGCUGGUCUCGCCUUCCGAGUGUUUCACUCGACACAGUACAUUCGCCACAGCUCCAAACCCAUGUACACACCUGAACCGGACAUCUGUCAUGAGCUGCUGGGUCAUGUCCCACUGUUUGCUGACCCAAGUUUUGCCCAGUUCUCACAGGAAAUUGGACUCGCUUCUUUGGGCGCCCCUGAUGAGUUCAUAGAGAAGCUGGCCACAGUCUACUGGUUCACUGUGGAAUUUGGUCUGUGCAAGGAAGGAGAUAAAGUAAAGGCUUACGGUGCUGGUCUGCUCUCCUCUUUUGGUGAACUGCAGUACUGUUUGACGGACAAGCCCAAACUUCUGCCCUUCGAGCCAGAGAAGACCUGCUUGCAGCAGUAUCCCAUUACAGAGUUCCAGCCAGUUUACUUUGUGGCUGAAAGUUUUGAGGAUGCCAAAGAAAAAGUCAGCAAAUUUGCUUCCACCAUUCCCAGACCUUUCUCUGUGCGCUAUAAUGCCUACACACAGAGAAUCGAGAUGCUGGACAACACACAGCAGCUGAAGAACCUGGCUGACAACAUCGGCGGCGAGAUCUCGAUCCUGUGCAAUGCCCUGCGAAAGAUGGAGUGAAACGAUGGUGGAAGAUGAAGAAGAAAUGCUAGAAAAUCAAACAGGCUAAAAUAAGCAUCGUCUGUAUUGCUUUUCAGGCUCAUAUACAACAUACCUUUUCUAAUCAAGCUGUGAUAGAGAGAGAGAGCAUGAUAUGAAAUAUUAAAUUAGUUCUUAUGUAUUGCAUGUAGAACAUAUUUAUAGACUAAUUUUGCUAGCUCAAAUAUAUUUACUCACUACGUAUUUAAAUGACAUAUAACGAAAUAACACGGGAGAAAAUACCCAUGCAAAACAAAUCGCAUGUAAAUACCAAAAAGCUUCGGGCACCAUUAAGACCCGCUGCUGCAAUAUUUGUUAUUUUAUAUAUUAUAUGUUGUAUUUUUUUCAGUAGUUUAAUCGUACAAAAA
Carassius carassius (crucian carp) is the source of this 1848-nucleotide messenger RNA. It is a transcript of the gene pah, whose product is annotated as phenylalanine hydroxylase. Bases 110 to 1462 code for a protein of 450 amino acids. Gene Ontology annotation, biological process: L-tyrosine biosynthetic process; L-phenylalanine catabolic process. The transcript has 13 exons. Gene Ontology annotation, molecular function: iron ion binding; phenylalanine 4-monooxygenase activity. Lineage: Eukaryota; Metazoa; Chordata; Actinopteri; Cypriniformes; Cyprinidae. The record is from RefSeq and is a predicted model, not a curated record.